This is a messenger RNA of Cryptococcus wingfieldii CBS 7118, 519 nucleotides long. RefSeq lists its product as hypothetical. NCBI's taxonomy places the organism in Eukaryota, Fungi, Basidiomycota, Tremellomycetes, Tremellales, Cryptococcaceae. The coding region runs from base 1 to 519 and encodes 172 amino acids. The transcript is spliced from 5 exons. The record is from RefSeq and is a predicted model, not a curated record.
AUGCUCUCGACUUCCAAUAUCGGUCCUAUAUCACAGCAAUACUCGGCAGCUGCUACUGUACCUCUCAUCAAAUCGCCCUCCCUGUGGCUCCCCAAACCUGUGGAGUUGCCGACUGAUGUUCACCCUCUGCCUGAAGACAUCACCGCCUAUUUUGUGUACCCGUUCACACUGGAGGAGCAUGUCCGGCAGCAACAUCCUUCGCCGCACGAAGCUAUCGCCCAAAGACGUGCGCGCUUGGCAGAAGUGUUGCAUCAGAGAGAAGAAGAGGAAGAGCGUAAAGAGAAAGAUGAACUGAGAAGAAUAGCCCCAGGGUACAACCCUUCUUCCCUGCUCGUACCGACUUCUACAAACCAUACGCCCAGCACAUCUAUAUCCCAAUCUCACGGCGGCCAGCCAGCACUAUCAUCCUUAUCCAGGGAUGUAACUGGAUCCGAAGGGGGAGAGGCGAGGGAAGGGGCAGGAGGGGAUCCGAUGGAUGAUCUGGUUGCGCGGUUGGAAGAGAUGGAGGCGAAGAGAUGA